AUGCGGCUGGUCCUGCUGAUGGGCGUCGGCCUGGUGUUGCUGUCCCCCCCCCGCGGCGGCGAGGCCCGGCGGGUCCAGCUCAACUCCAUCAGAACCCUGGUGCUCCGGGAGGAGGGGGGCCCUGGGGGGCCCGUGGGCCCCGGGGGCCCUGGGGGGCCCGCGGCGGUUCCGGCCCACCGCAGCCCCUGGGAGCCGGACCUGGACCUGACGGGCCGCUACUGCCACACCCCCCCCGGGGGCCCCGCCCACUACUGCCGGAGCUGCCGGAGGAGGAGCCGCCGUUGCCGUGGAGACGGGAUGUGUUGCCCCGGCAACCGCUGCCACAGAGGUAAAUGUGUCGCUGACCCCGGAGCGAUCCAGGACCCGGACCAGGACCAGAACCCUCUGACCCGGCGGAGAGGCGGCUGGGGCCUGCCGGGCCCCCACCCCGGUAGAGGUCAGGUCGGGGACCCCUGCCUCCGAUCCUCCGACUGCUCGGCCGGGUUCUGCUGCGCCCGACACUUCUGGACCCGGAUCUGCAAGCCGGUCCUGCGGGAGGGGCAGGUCUGCACCCGGCAGCGCCGCAAGGGGGGCCGGGGCGGCCCCGGGGGCCCCGGGGGGGGCCAGGGGGGCCUGGAGCUGUUCCAGCGCUGCUCUUGCGGGGGGGGGCUGGGCUGCCGGCCGGCCCCUCCCUCAUCAUCAUCAUCAUCAUCAUCGUCGUCGCUGCUGGCGGCGGCCAGGUCCAAGUUCUCCUCCCCCCGGGACUCCAUGCUGCCGUCGUCCUCGGCGACGGUGAAGACCAGACUCCACGUUUGCCAGAAGCUGUAG
Molecule: messenger RNA, 807 nt
Organism: Cololabis saira (Pacific saury)
Lineage: Eukaryota; Metazoa; Chordata; Actinopteri; Beloniformes; Belonidae
Product: dickkopf-related protein 2-like
Exons: 4
Coding region: 1-807 (268 amino acids)
Biological process (GO): multicellular organism development; negative regulation of canonical Wnt signaling pathway
Cellular component (GO): extracellular region
Molecular function (GO): receptor antagonist activity; co-receptor binding
Source: RefSeq, a predicted model, not a curated record